AUGUCAACCAUAAACAAAGACCAGAUCAUCAAUGAAUCAAACUGUUCAGAAACGAAACUACUGGACGAGACAGAACAAGAGGAAGAGGAAGAGGAAGACUUACAGAAGCUUCUGGUCCCUGACGUGCAGAAUCUUCCCCUCACUCCUCCUUCCGCUGUUGAAUCCAACUUUGCCACUUUCUUCGCCCUAGAUUUUAUGAAGCCAGCUCACGAUCAGUACGUUUACCGGCACGCCAAUGGGUAUAAUAUUCAUUGCUUUGAGGAUGAAGGUGGAAUCACAGCCGUUGAUUUCAAUGUUGGGAAGUCUGAUCGCAGCGAGAUGAAAGUCACUGGAAAGCGGAAGAAGAAUGCACAACACUUUGAGUCCAACACUGCUCUGUGUAAAAUUUCUACCCAAAAUGAUACGUAUAUUGUAAGAUGUUGCGUCAAAGGUUCCCUCUUGGAAGUGAAUCAACAAUUGAUCAAGCAACCAGAACUACUUAAUGUUUCGGCUGACAGAGAAGGAUAUAUUGCUAUUAUCAUGCCAAAACCUGCCGAUUGGCUUAAGAUCAAGGCUUCCCUUGUUAGCCUUCAGGAGUACAAGAAAUUGAGGGAAGUUAGUUGA
Messenger RNA from Sphenostylis stenocarpa, 603 nucleotides. The record is from the annotation of a GenBank genome assembly. Lineage: Eukaryota; Viridiplantae; Streptophyta; Magnoliopsida; Fabales; Fabaceae.